Microcebus murinus (gray mouse lemur) is the source of this 797-nucleotide messenger RNA. The record is from RefSeq and is a predicted model, not a curated record. NCBI's taxonomy places the organism in Eukaryota, Metazoa, Chordata, Mammalia, Primates, Cheirogaleidae.
AUUACUUCUUUUCUUAAAUAGCUUUAUGUUAGUAGGAGAGCCUUUUGCUGCUAAGACAAAAGUUCUGCAUGUGCUGGCUGAUACUCUGACUCUUAUGAAUGAGCGUGGCUAUGGAGAGGAAGAAAAGGUCAUUUAUAGGACUGUGAACCCUAAAUCCAUUACUAUGGGCCAACUUUUUGGACAGUUUGACCCAGUAUCUCAUGAGUGGACUGAUGGUAUUGUGGCUAACACUUUUAGAGAAUUUGCCUUAUCAGAAACACCUGACCGGAAAUGGGUUGUAUUUGAUGGUCCUAUUGAUACUUUGUGGAUAGAGAGCAUGAACACAGUAUUGGAUGAUAAUAAAAAGGUAAAUCAUCAUUUAUUAAAAACAAAGCAGAUUUAGUUAGACAUGAUUGAGCAAUUUUAUGUAUUCACCAACUAAUCAACUAGGACCAUAUAUUUAGAAUAAAAGAUGCAGCAAGUGGAAUAGAUUUAUUAAUAUAAAUGAUCUUUUCAAUGAAAACUGUGCUACAGUAAACACUUUGCUUAGUUUUUUUAUAGAAUGAAAGUGUAUUGUAUUAAAACUUUACUAUGUUAGCAGGAAGGCAUAGUAAUCUACUGGGUAAGAAUAAGUUGUUAAGUGAAUGUCGGUCUUAUGGUUUCUUAAUAACUUUAAUAUUUUAGGAGAAAAUAAAAAGUCUUCAUUCCUUUUGAAAACAUUGAAUGCUUCAGUGCUUAUAUGUAGUAUAUUACCCUAGAAGUUGUGAGAUGUAUGAAAGAACUAAAAGUAAAAAUCUUUUAAUAUUUAUUUUAAUUGA